This is a messenger RNA of Copidosoma floridanum, 1002 nucleotides long. RefSeq lists its product as uncharacterized. The record is from RefSeq and is a predicted model, not a curated record. Lineage: Eukaryota; Metazoa; Arthropoda; Insecta; Hymenoptera; Encyrtidae.
AUGCUGCUGGUGCUGCUGGCGGUGCAGCUGGUUAAUAGCGCCCCCGAGUCCAGCAACAACAACAAGUGCCUGUGCCAGGCCUCGGGCUGUCUCUGCUGCGUCGAGCUCAACCUUACCAAGUCGCUCGACCUGGGCGGCCCGGCUUGCGUCAACGUGCGCCAACGCGAGCGCAACGUCACCCUCAACCUGAGCUACGCCGACAAUCCCGUGCACAACGCAACCAUCGACAUCGCCCAGGCGGCCCACAAGCCAACGUGUAUCAACAUGCUCUUGGAUUUCGCCCAGAUAUGCGCCAAGUUUGACUCCAUGAGGGUUGCCAAGUCGGAGGGGAGCUACGACGGCUGUUUGGUGAUCGAGCCGGUGCUGCUCGGCAUGUCCCACAUCACCUACCCCGUGGGAUGCUUCAAUUUCAACGGCGGUCAGGUGCGACGGAUCGAACCUCCUCAGCAGCAUCCCUUUGAAGAGGAGGACGAGGACGAGGAGGAUGAGGAGGAGACGGGCUUAAACACCGACGAGUUGAUAGCAGCGGUGUCGGCGAGUGCCGAGCAGGGCAUAGCAAUGUUGUCGCAGUGGCUGGCCCAGAGCCUCUCCCCGAGGCUCAACGUCACGAGUAUGCUCAGCAACCACGCCAACAGCGGUCCCGAGGCUACGGCCGCCAACGGCGAAUCCGACAAAUUGGAGCGCCCGACUAACGCGCCCGCCACGAGCAGCAGACACGGACGCACCAUAACGGUCUUGGGCGAAAGCGAGCAGGACAAAAACGAGGAAAGGUUUAAGCAGUUGCUCAGCGCUCAGGACAACAUACUCAAGGAGUCGGCAACGAUUGGAAAACCCCCGCGUGGCUAUAAAACGGCUUUUCUCUACUCGCAACCGGAUACCACCGAAUUGCGCGUUCCCAAUAACGAAGCUAUCAUUUCUCUGGAAAAUCUAGCCGUCGUACCUUCGGAUUCGAGAAGAGGUGGUAGAGCUUACAACAUACAUCAACACAUCAAUGAAGUAUAA